Homarus americanus (American lobster) is the source of this 807-nucleotide messenger RNA. Its product is annotated as rhodanese domain-containing protein CG4456-like. Bases 123 to 488 code for a protein of 121 amino acids. Gene Ontology annotation, molecular function: thiosulfate-cyanide sulfurtransferase activity. NCBI's taxonomy places the organism in Eukaryota, Metazoa, Arthropoda, Malacostraca, Decapoda, Nephropidae. The transcript is spliced from 4 exons. Gene Ontology annotation, cellular component: mitochondrion. The record is from RefSeq and is a predicted model, not a curated record.
UCAGCAUUACCAGAUAUCGCUACAGUACCUUUCUUCAGUCGUCAGUCACUGCUUCCUCGCUAGCACUGCAGGGGGGUAAUUCGUUGGUCUAUUGUGGUGGUGAGAGUUAACUCCUUUUAACAAUGUCAGAUAUUGACUACGAUGAGCUGUCAGCUAACCUCGACGGUCUUGUUGUGUUGGACGUGAGGAGCCGUGAAGAGGUAAAGAAAAAUGGACAAAUCCCCGGCUCUCACUGUCUCCCAGUGACGGAACUAGAGGAAGCCUUAGAUCUGGAUGAGAAGAGUUUCCAGGAGAAAUAUGGGUUUUCUAAGCCUUCAAGUGAUCAGUCACUUGUGACGCACUGCAUGAUGGGUGGACGAGCUAAGAGGGCUGGCGACGCUCUCAUUGCUAAAGGACUCCAGGCAAGGGUGUAUGUUGGGUCUUUCAAUGACUGGAAUGCAAAGGGAGGCAAAGUGGAUCCUGGGUGUCCAUUCGAGCCCGCCAGCUAGAGGGCAGCACCGGAUGGACCAUCGACACCUCGGCGCCUGGACACUACUGCAUUGCAAAGUUGAAAACGGGAGAGGAAUAUAUUUGUUGUUUCAAUUAUUUGGUUAGAGUUUGUUACCUUUUGUUGUGUCGUUAAACACUAGCGGCGAGACUAAUAAGGGUUUCCCAAGAUAGAGCCUCUAUAUAAAUUUAUUGGUUAUUAUUUCACAACUGUUUUGAGUCAUUCAAUUUAUGUGCAGUUAGAACCUAAUAUCUUCUACCGCAGAUCAUGUGAAAAUUUGAGCGCAAUGUACAAUAUGGAAUAAAUUAAUUGGAAUGUUA